AUUAAAAUUUAGCCAAUCACGAGAAAUAUCGAAGAAGAUCAACAGAAGUGGCCGAUUUCAUUAUCUUUUGGAGGCCGGUUGGACUGGAGAUGGCAAAAUGAUUGGUAUCACGGAACCGAGGAGAGUAGCCGCCACCUCACUGGCCAAUCGUGUUGCUGACGAACAAAACUGCGUCCUCGGCACUGUCGUAGGAUAUUCGAUACGCUUUGACGAUUGCACCGGCGAAGAUACGAAAAUUAAGUUCAUGACCGAAGGUAUACUGCUUCGAGAAAUGAUGGGUGAUCCUUUACUGACCAAUUACUGUAUCCUUAUGCUGGACGAAGUACACGAGCGAACCUUGCUCACCGACAUCGUGAUGGGAUUACUGAAGAAGAUAAUUCGGAAGCGACGAAGUUUAAAAGUAAUUGUGUCAUCGGCAACCGUCGAUGCUGAACAACUUCGUGAUUUCUUCAACACAAACACUUCGAAGGACACUUCAAAGGACUCCGCGACAAUCAUCAGCGUUGAAGGUCGCCUCUAUCCUAUUUAA
This is a messenger RNA of Neodiprion virginianus, 529 nucleotides long. RefSeq names its product probable ATP-dependent RNA helicase DHX35. Gene Ontology annotation, cellular component: intracellular anatomical structure; catalytic step 2 spliceosome. Lineage: Eukaryota; Metazoa; Arthropoda; Insecta; Hymenoptera; Diprionidae. The record is from RefSeq and is a predicted model, not a curated record. The transcript is spliced from 4 exons. Gene Ontology annotation, molecular function: RNA binding. Bases 98 to 529 code for a protein of 143 amino acids.